AUGUCGGUCUGUCUCUCUGCGACAGCAGCGCGUCUCUGCUGCUCAAUCACCACCGUCGCUCUGCGUCGCACUCGCAAUGCGCGCACUGCCACUACUCUACCGCUCCCGCCCAGCACCUAUCUCGAUGCAUCCCCGUCCAAGCAUCUGACUCCAAACCGAGGCGCGUCUACCUGCUCUCCUCCCCUCCUCCCCCACUUCCCCGCCACCCGGUCGUCCUGCGCAGCGCGCAAGGGCGCUCCCCGUGCGCCCGAGAACCUUUUGGGGCAGCCUUUUCGGGCAGUGGAGGAGGAUUAUGAGAUAGGCAAGGAGCUGGGGCGGGGGCUGUACGGCAUCACGUACAUGGCAAGACAUCGCAAGUCGCUGCAGCUCUUUGCCUGCAAGACCAUCACCAAGCGCCACCUGUCGCCCACGUCAUGUGCCAACGUGGCAAGGGAGGCAGCCAUUCUCGCCCACCUGUCCACCGGCCAUGCGGGCAUUGCGACGCUCAUCGACCAAUACGAGGACGCCACGUGUGUGCACUUCAUUCUGCAGCUCUGCACAGGCGGCAUGCUAUACGACGGGAUCAAGGCGGAGGGCAGCUACAGUGAGCGACGGGCGGCCAGCAUGGUGCGGCAGAUAGUGCAGGCAGUGCAGUACAUGCACGGGCGAGGCGUUAUCCAUCGCGAUCUCAAGCUCGAGAACUUCCUGCUGCUGCACCCGGGGGACGAUGCCCCCCUCAUGGCCAUUGAUUUUGGCCUUUCCACGUUCUUCGAGCCAGGCCAGCAUUUCAAGGAGGUGGUGGGCAGCGCGUACUAUGUGGCACCAGAGGUGCUGGGAAGAGACUACGACAGCGAGUGUGACGUGUGGAGCGUUGGAGUCAUCACCUACAUGCUGCUGUGCGGCACCCCACCCUUCUGGGAUGUAUCAGAGGAGGGCAUAUGUGAAGCAGUGUUGAAGGGAGAGUACGAGAUGAGCAGCGCCCCCUGGCCAGCCAUCUCCCAGCAAGCCAAGCACCUGGUGGGGCGCAUGCUAGAAUGCGAUGCUUCCAAGCGAAUCACCACCCAGGAGAUCCUAGAGCACGAGUGGGUGCGGGAGGGAGGAGCGCCCGCGUGCCCUCUGGGCCCCCCGGUGAUGAAGCGAGUGCGCCAGUUCUGCCAGAUGAACCACCUCAAACGUCGAGCCCUUGCGGUGGUAGCAGGAUGCUGUUUGGACGAGAAGGAGAUGGCAGUGAUCCGAACACGCUUUGACCAUCUGGACCUCGACAGGGACGGCCGCAUCUCCGUGUCGGACCUCGUGGCCGGCUUUCAGUCGCUGCACAUCCCACUCUCAGAGGAAGAGGCCAGAGAGAUCAUCCAGGCAGCGGACAGCAAGGGGUCGGGCACAUUGGACCUGUCGGAGUAUGCCUCCGCCAUCAUGGUGAAGCGCAUGGAUGCCGCACGCAUAGACAAGGCAUUCCGGCACUUUGACAAGGAGGGGCGUGGUUACAUCACGAUGGCCGAUUUGAAGGCCACACUUGCAGCAGGCGAGAGCGAUGAGACAGUGGAGCGCCUCUUCAAGGAGAUUGGCAACAACCAUGUAAGAAAAGCACCCUGCUCUAUCUAA
This is a messenger RNA of Closterium sp. Yama58-4, 1581 nucleotides long. Lineage: Eukaryota; Viridiplantae; Streptophyta; Zygnematophyceae; Desmidiales; Closteriaceae. The record is from the annotation of a GenBank genome assembly.